GCUUAGAUUUGCCUUUUCUCUCACUAGUGAUUCAACUUCAAGGCAAGCAUGGCUUACAGGAAUGUGGUAAUGUACAUUGAGAUUGGUUGCUUUGUAGUCUGUUUGUCUGGAUGGGUCCUGGUCUGUUCCACAUUGCCUAUAGAGAGCUGGACUUGGUCUGAAGCUAGCAAAAUAGUCCUGACCUCACCACGCUUCUUCUCCAACUUGUGGAAGGAUUGUGUAAGCGAUUCAACUGGAGUAUCUGACUGCAAGGAGAUUCCAUCUUUGCUCGCAUUAAAUUGGGAUAUUCACAUGUGCCGUGCCCUCAUCAUCACCUGCAUUGUCCUGUCCUUCUUUGGAACAGUUCUGGUCUUAGUGGGAAUGAAAUGCACUAAAAUUGGGGGAUCAGAUAUUGCUAACGCAAGAGUAACAUUUGCCGGGGGAAUGAACUUCCUUAUUGGAGGCAUGUGUUCUAUGGUUGCUUUUUCCUACUUUGCUAACACACUUACAGAAGGCUUUAGAGACCCUACCUUCAGAAAUAAGAGGUUUGACAUAGGUGUUGGUGUCUUUAUCGGCUGGGGAGGCUCCUCCUUACUGGUUUCUGGAGGCCUUGUUUACAGUAUUUUUGCAGGGAGGGAAGGCUGCCAUUCAGGGCCAGAACUCUAUCCUGCCUACGAGUACUCUGAUGUCUACACAGUUGUCUCAAGGCAAAAGAGCCUUGAGUCUUCAGCUCACACUGAGAUUAGUGGGAGCAGAAAAUCCCGGACCUUCAGUGACAGCAGAGCUAGCAGCAUCUCUAGGGUCACCAGUACCACCAAGGGGAUAGCUACCAGUGCAUAUGUGUGA
Molecule: messenger RNA, 825 nt
Organism: Monopterus albus (swamp eel)
Lineage: Eukaryota; Metazoa; Chordata; Actinopteri; Synbranchiformes; Synbranchidae
Product: claudin-10-like
Exons: 5
Coding region: 49-825 (258 amino acids)
Cellular component (GO): bicellular tight junction; membrane
Molecular function (GO): structural molecule activity
Source: RefSeq, a predicted model, not a curated record